This is a messenger RNA of Podospora pseudopauciseta, 2247 nucleotides long. RefSeq names its product RNA polymerase II holoenzyme/mediator subunit (gene ROX3). Lineage: Eukaryota; Fungi; Ascomycota; Sordariomycetes; Sordariales; Podosporaceae. The record is from RefSeq and is a predicted model, not a curated record. Gene Ontology annotation, cellular component: mediator complex. Gene Ontology annotation, molecular function: transcription coregulator activity. Gene Ontology annotation, biological process: regulation of transcription by RNA polymerase II. The transcript is spliced from 3 exons. Bases 1 to 1029 code for a protein of 342 amino acids.
AUGUCCUUCCACCCUCAGACUCCGCAAAGCCCCUCGCAAUUCUCUCCUGGCACGAGCGACCAGAAUAUGAGCAUGAGCAGCUCCAUGACCUCCAUCACGACCGCUCUGCCGACUCCUGCCCACAGCGUAAACGGAAGCACACUACCCACCGACGCCUCCCAGGACGUCGUCAUGGGCGGAGACUCCCCCCACAAGCGCAAGCGAGCCUUUGAUGAUCUCGGCGAUAGACAGCAGAAGAAGGUGCACAGCGAGGGCCGCAAACUUGGUAUUGAUGACCUGCACCUUGAUGUGGGCGAGAAAUACCUCCUUUGCAGAACUCCCCAUCCUACGCCGCGCCCGCAUGUGUCGGAAGAUCUCUUUGAGCUCUACGGCUUGGGACCUCUUGCCGACUCGGUAGCCCGCGUGCUUCCGAACGGUGAGAAGAAUGCGAUCAGGAAGACGUACAAGGGCUUCAUCAAGAAGCUCGGCGUUCAAGGCCACUUCGACUCGGUCAAGCAAGAUCCCCACCGCGAGGAUAGCAUGCUCUGGUUGAUGCAGGUGCCCGAGGAUGUUUGGGAUGCAAGAUACGUCAGGGGCAAGGAUAUUCACCAUGGAUUCAACCCCGAGGUCAAGAGCAAGCUGAUGCGUGCUACGACUAUGAGCAAGGGUGUCGUUCCCAAGAGUGUCUGGGACAGCUCGGUCUUGGGCGAGAUUGGCCCCGGCAAGGGCGACAGAGCCAUGUCUUCUGCCAGACCUACCGCACCCAACACCCCGCUCAACCUUGGAGGGUCUCAACAGCCUCGUAUCAAGGUUGGCACUCCGGUCGCUGCCCAGGAUAGGGCCAAGCGUGCCGUCAAGAAGAGAAGCUACGGUGACAGCAGCUUCGAAGGCUACGGCGAAGGCUUUCCAGACGAUGACACAGGCGCUGCGUCAGGCUACUCUACUGGAGAGGGUGAUAUGGCGUCUGGGAACAAGCGCAGAAAAAAGACUCAUGGAGUCUCACAGGCCCAUCCUCAAGCCCGGCAACCGGUCUAUGGCGCUGGAACUUAGGAGUCUCCAGCUGCUGAGUCCAGCCAGCCGCCGCCCGAGCAUGUCACCAAGUCGCAGACUGCUACCAAAAAGCAAACUGCAAACGGUGGUGCCAAAGCACAGGGACGAGGACGCCGGCCACGUGCCGAUUAGAAAAGCCACACCUACCAGUGUUCAGGGUGAUACCUGGUGUACCGGUUGACGAUGACCUUGGCUCGCCCGCGACGCAUCAUACAAUGUUUUGCCUUGUCUUGCCUCUUUGCGCGGAGAGUUGACAACCGAGACGAAAAGACGGUCACAGCUUUUGGAGCCUUUUCUUUGCAACGAAUGUGGUCGGCAGCAACAGCGAUUGGUAUCGACCCGCGAACUUGAGACGCUAGCCGCAUAGUUGAUGAUUACGGCAUCGAUUUGAUCAAAACAUACCCAUCAACUUGAAUUUCCGGUAUCCGUCAGUCUAUACGGCCUUGUCUCAAUCGCAAUCAACCGAUCCUUUCGCGUUUGUUGGAUGGCUUUCGUUGUCGAGCAGAGGGCAUUGGCUUUGUGGGUUCACUACAAUCGUGGGCUAACAUCGAGGGCAUCAUCGGGGGACACAAGAAACACUGAUAUCUUGCAUUUUGCAAAUUUGAUUUUUCAGCAAGGCGUUGGGGUUUAAGGUUCUGUCUUUUUAUUUUACAUUUAAUUUGAUUUUCCCCGGGGGAGGGAACAACACAAAACAACAAACAAACAAGCUUUAUACCUUUUGGGGGACCAGGGUUACUUGAGGCAUUUCAUCGUUCUUGACAUUUGGCGAGGUGGGGGCGGGGGAAACGUUCACAAAGAUCAUACCAAGGACAUGAGAAACAUGAUGAGAGGGUACAUUGGCGGGCUUUGAUUAUUCUGACGCGCGCGAGGUUCUGUAUUAUUGUUUUUCUUUGCUGAGGGGCAGCAGGACAGGGGACCUACAUGACCAACCGAGGACCGAGGCCGGGAUCAUAAGGAACGGGUUUAUGAAAAGGGGGUUUAGAGAGGGUUGACCGGCUGGCUUCUUCUUUUUUUAUGAGAGGAGUUUUGAUAUCGCAAGGGGUGGUGGGUGAGUUUCCUGGUCUAUAUGGUCUGUGGUUUUGGGGUUGGUGAGGUUGCUGCUUUUGUCUUCCGGGGGGAUGAUGUGGUGGGGAGUAGGGAGAGAUGGUGGUGAGGUUAGGUGAUGAUGGGGGGUGAGAAGGAGGGAGUGGAAAAGCGAUAAUAAAGCAGCGUUUGCUA